AUGCCCCGCGCACACCCGCUGUCCUCGCUCCGCCUCAAGGUCUCGAAGACUACCAUCCUCCUACCCGUCUCAUCAUCCACAACCCUCGCCUCCCUCCGCUCGCUCGCCCUCACCGCCCUCCAAGCAACCGCCUCUUCUGCCUCCCAGGACGACCCCGACCUGCCUGCCCUCCCUUCUUCCGCAAACGACAUCGCGCUGUGGCGGCUAGAGGCGCCGGAGAAGCAGGCGGACGGAUUGGCGAGCGAGAAAUGGGUCAGGCUUAGGGACGAAAAGAGCGGUGCGGACAGAUGGGGAGUUGCGGAGGCUGAGGAGAUCGGCGUUAGCUUCAAGUCUGCGGAUGGCACCUUCCCUACGCCCGUCAUCGUCCGGCCAGUCGACGACUACGAGGAGCAGUAA
Molecule: messenger RNA, 396 nt
Organism: Rhodotorula toruloides NP11
Lineage: Eukaryota; Fungi; Basidiomycota; Microbotryomycetes; Sporidiobolales; Sporidiobolaceae
Exons: 5
Coding region: 1-396 (131 amino acids)
Source: RefSeq, a predicted model, not a curated record